UCCACUGCCGCCGAACGGAGUGAGCCACUGCCGUCGUCCGUCGUUGUCCGAGGCUUCUCUCUUCGUCCUUCGGCGUUCUCCAAGUCUCGAACCGCUGUCCGCUCUCAGAUUCACCAGUCGCAGUCGCGCAGCUUCUUCCUCGAGCGUCCGUUGUCUUCGUCUUCUUGCCGUCGUCUUCGUCUGCUGACUCUUCUCGCCGCGGUUCUCGCCGUCUCAGACCGAAGCCCUUCUCCAUUCCAAUCUCCUUCCUUCGAGUUCAGAGAUCAGAAGUUCAACCAAGAGAAAAGCCCUAGCCUCCACCACCGUCGCAAGGAGCAGCCGUGUUUGCCACCGUCCGCCGCAGUCAGGGUUGUCUCUUUGAGUCUUCGUCCGCCGCAAAUGAAACCAGAAUCGAAAAGAAAGAGUGACAAAGCCCACACUUAUAGCCAUGAAAAACCUUCAUGCUUUGAUAGUUUUGCUGAAAUGUCAAACGCUCUGUUAAAUUUUGAUAUCACCAUAAGAAACCAAAGUUCUCCCAAUAUUAUUGGUUCUGCAACUAAUCAAGAUCCUAAUUCAAUUCAAUCUCUCUCAAAAGAUUGCUUCGACUUUAAUAAUUUAUGGAAGACAUUGAAUUACAUAGAGAAGAAGAAUGCAAAACGCAUAAUCGUCGUUAAGAGGGUUGAUAAGAAAAAAGAAAAGAAAAUGAAGAGGAAGAAGGAGAAGGAGGAAUUUCAAAUAAUAAAAUUCUUGACAAUGAACCCAAAGAAGCCGUUUGAAAGCAUUGUAAGAGUAAAAGGUGGAAACAGAAAGGAGCAAAAUUCAGAGAAAAACUCAGAUAAUCAAUUUGGCUUGGAAGAGUUUAUUGAUGCUGUAAAUCAUGGAGGCUUUCAUCUUAGAACAAGGAUUCAUCUUAAGAAUAAGAAUACCCAAUAGAAAGAACCAAAACACAAAUAAAUUUGGUUAGUUUCUAUCAUCUUAGAAGAAGAGAUUUUUCUUCUAAUUUAAACAGUGACUGUAUGUCCGUCAAGAUUUAUAUUUCUCUUACUUUUAGUGUAGAUAAGAACUUCUAACCGUGAUAUCAUGAUGAAAUCUUGUUAGAUAUUAUUCAAUUUGUUUUUCCUGUGUUUUCUCUUGCUUUAAAUUUAGUGUUUAAAGA
Molecule: messenger RNA, 1135 nt
Organism: Arachis ipaensis
Lineage: Eukaryota; Viridiplantae; Streptophyta; Magnoliopsida; Fabales; Fabaceae
Source: RefSeq, a predicted model, not a curated record